Molecule: messenger RNA, 1716 nt
Organism: Penicillium waksmanii
Lineage: Eukaryota; Fungi; Ascomycota; Eurotiomycetes; Eurotiales; Aspergillaceae
Product: putative C6 transcription factor
Exons: 4
Coding region: 1-1716 (571 amino acids)
Biological process (GO): DNA-templated transcription
Molecular function (GO): DNA binding; zinc ion binding
Source: RefSeq, a predicted model, not a curated record
AUGUUCCUAUGGCGAUCGGAAACGAGAAAAGAUGGUCAAUCCCCCGGAUCUUCGGCCACUCGAACCGAUUCUGGAAGAACAGGAGACCCGCUAAUCGCCAGAGACCAUACCGAGGAGGAUUUCAACCGCGAUGAAGCAUCCCAGGCGAUGGGAUUUAUCAAGGCGCUCUCACCCCCGUCGGAGACAUCCCCCGAUCGACCAUCGAUCUCAUCUCUCAAUUACUUUCUAGAUGACUCGGACAUCCCUAUCCCUGACGAUAUUGACGUUUCAGUUCGACCGCCCCAGCAGAUUGCCGAUAAGCUCGUCGAAAGCUAUUUCCAAACCAUUCAUCCUGAUUUCCCCAUCAUCGGCAAGGAGAUUUUUCUCAGCCAAUACCGGUCCUUCUACACGAAUUCUAACGUGCGACCCGGGAAGCGAUGGACAGCCGUGCUCAACCUCGUGUUUGCCAUCGCAGCAAAACACUCCCAUCUGCUUCAAAGUCAUCCCCAGGGGAACUAUACUGAUCACUUGGCCUACUUUGCUCGGGCAUGGCGAUUAGGCGUGGGCAGCGUCGUGUUGUUAGACCAUCCAAACCUUCAGCAGGUGCAGGUAGAGGGUCUAGCCGCAUUUUACCUCUUGUCGACGGGACAGGUAAACAGGUCCUGGAGUAUCAUCGGGACAGCGAUUCGCUCAGCAGUGGCUAUGGGACUCAAUCUCCGUAGCGAGACGGAAAGUGUUGCCCAUCUAUCAAAGGAAACUCGAUACCGCGUGUGGUGGGCAUUAUUUGCGUUGGAUACUGUGCUAUGCGUGAUGACAGGGCGGCCCCCCAGCACCGGCGACAUCUUUUGCACCACGCCCCUUCCCGUUCCAUAUCGCGAAGAGGACUUUUGGGAUGAAGGAGUAACUCAGUUUAUCACCAACUACAAAGCCCGGGUCAAUUUGUUAGCCUCUCUUCUCACCUCCUCCGAUCCCAUCACCCCUGGGUCUAGCGUGGCCUCUUCGGUAACCGUGUCGUCAGGCACAGGCGCCGAGCAAACGCCCCAGCCGAUAGCGGAACCCCUAUCACCAAAUAUCUCCCUUUAUUUUCUUUAUGUGGUAGAUUUGGCGACUUUAAUGCGGGAGGCAAUCGAAACCUUGUACGCACCCGGGGCAGGGACACGGCGGUCGUGGUUGGAGAUGGAAGUGGCAAUCUCUAACUUCAACACCACUGCUGACAAUUGGCUCUCCCGUCUUCCAGCGGAGUUUCAGUUCGGCGACUUCGACAAUGCGCGUCCUCUCAUCCGCCAGCGCGUCAGCCUAGCUUUCCACUUCUACACCACUAAGCUUGUUAUCUCGCAACCGUGUCUCCGCCGUCUAGCACAUCAAGUCCUCGGCACACCCUCCCCGAGCUCCGUGUGUGAUAUAAUGGCAACAACGUGCGUGGAAUCUGCGCAGCAGAUGUUAGACAUCCUACCCGAGGAACCCGACGUCAACUGGUUAUAUGAGGCUUCGCCCUGGUGGUGUGUUCUCCACUACGUCAUGCAAUCCGCAACGGUUAUCCUUGUUGAGCUCUUCGCCAGAACUCUACCCGGAACCCCCGAGGCUAUCGGGCUCGCGGAGAAGGUUCGGAAGGCUGUCCACUGGCUCUAUGCCAUGUCGGGCAGAGAUCCUUCUGCACACCGAGCCUGGCUUGUCUGUAUGGACAUCCUUUCUCGGCAUGGACCGAAAUUCUCCCUGGAAAUUGACUUCGAUUUCUAG